Messenger RNA from Acytostelium subglobosum LB1, 525 nucleotides. RefSeq lists its product as hypothetical. The record is from RefSeq and is a predicted model, not a curated record. The coding region runs from base 1 to 525 and encodes 174 amino acids. The transcript has a single exon. NCBI's taxonomy places the organism in Eukaryota, Evosea, Eumycetozoa, Acytosteliales, Acytosteliaceae.
AUGGAUAAGUUUAAAGUGUGUCCAGAUGAGAAGUUCAUCGCUCAAUAUGCCAACAAUGAUGAGAUAAUCAAACGUCUCAAGUACACACCAAACAUGUCCUCAAAGUCAGCCGCGAUCAAACUCAUUGGCCAGGCUGCGUCCACAGGUAACCUUCAUUUUCUCAGACAUUUCCACAACAACUUCAAACAGACCAUCGACCGUAUGGAUGAUCGUCAUCAUCAAAAGUACCCCAAUCGAACAUCAGAUGUGGAGGAUAUACUCAAUGAUGUUCUGAAGAAGGGUAUGAUGGAGGUGUUUAUAUACAUCCUGGACGAGAUGGGUUGGGUCCUAGAACCUGGCGCCAAAGUGUCUGUUGACUAUCUGCCCAUGGAUCAACCAUUGGACAAUCUGGCAACAUUUCAAUCAUACUCCAGUUGCCAACAAACAAAUUGGAAUUCUACAAUACCUCUUACAAAGUGGCCAUAUAGACAAUGGAGAUGUACAAAGAAUCAUAUGGACAACGAAGAGAUGUCAUGGACAAUGUGA